AUGGCUAAGAGUGACAGUGUGUACAGAGAACGAAGAGAAACCCUGCUGAAGGCAUGUGAAGGCAAUAUCAGCGAGUACAGAUGGAAUAAUUUAAUCAGCAACAGACUGUGGGUGGAUGAGAAACAUAGGCUGUUGUAUUGUCCCAUUGCUAAAGUCGCCUCGUCGUUCUGGAAAAGGGUGUUCCAGGUGUCGUCGGGGACGAAAACUGGACGAAAUUAUCGGAAGAACCCAGACAAACUGUCACUUUCCUGUGGGCACAACGUCACGUUUCCUGAAUUUAUUAAACAUGUCAUCCGUACUGUGCAGACAAAAUCUGGUAUUGACACGCACUGGAUGCCCAUGUUCAUGCAAUGUUCUCCUUGUGAGGUGGAAUAUGACCUCAUCGGUAAGUUGGAAACAACUUCUCAGGACCUUAACUACAUUAUGGAGAAGUACAUUGGUGAUGAUAUAAUUUUUCGUGAUAUGGAAAGUGAAAGCGAGGUAGACCGUCUUGAGAAGAACGUGUAUGGUCUCUACGGUCGGUAAAACUCACAUGCGCAGAACUGCAUGUCUUUACCAGAAACACUGCUGAGACUUCUACGAAAAGAACAGAUGCGCGGACUCCUAAAUAAAUCUGUUGAAUUUCCAGAUUGGUUCAGCCAUGAUAAAUCAAUUUCCAAGGAAGAAGUGAAAACGUUUAUGUCAUUUGAUGCAACACUUUACAAACCAGACUUUGACAUAUUUGGUUACGAUCCGCAUCCCGCUGAGCUGUUUGGGGAAAAUAUGAGAAAACGGAAAAUGAGGAAAGUCUACUUUCCUUGAGUUGACAAUUAUUGGGACAGCUGACCAUGAGUAUUUAGACUGUACACACUGUUUCUUUCGGAAAAGCAUUAGUCAAGAAGAUAUUGAAGUGGUCAGAUACAUCUGUUAAAAUAUACAGGAGAAAUUGCGUUGAGCAUGCAAGUUUGUGAAGAUGUUAUCUAUAAGGGUAGCGGAGCAAGAACAUACUCGACUAGGUUUUGUAAUGGAAGGG
Molecule: messenger RNA, 1012 nt
Organism: Liolophura sinensis
Lineage: Eukaryota; Metazoa; Mollusca; Polyplacophora; Chitonida; Chitonidae
Product: carbohydrate sulfotransferase 11-like
Exons: 3
Coding region: 1-525 (174 amino acids)
Biological process (GO): carbohydrate biosynthetic process
Cellular component (GO): membrane
Molecular function (GO): sulfotransferase activity
Source: RefSeq, a predicted model, not a curated record